Oryctolagus cuniculus (rabbit) is the source of this 6251-nucleotide messenger RNA. It is a transcript of the gene GPR75, whose product is annotated as G protein-coupled receptor 75. Gene Ontology annotation, cellular component: plasma membrane. Lineage: Eukaryota; Metazoa; Chordata; Mammalia; Lagomorpha; Leporidae. Gene Ontology annotation, biological process: G protein-coupled receptor signaling pathway. The record is from RefSeq and is a predicted model, not a curated record. Gene Ontology annotation, molecular function: C-C chemokine receptor activity.
CGCUGCGCUGGGCCAGGCCCGGCCGCCGCGCACCUGUGCCCCCAGCGCGGGCUGCGGUAGAGGCCGUCUCGCUGGUCCUCGCCAGCGCCCUGGAGGCCCCCGCCCUGCCUGACCCCUCUUCACCCCUGCGGCCCUCUGCCGGUUUUCACAAGCUUCCCCGCCUGGCCUAGGCCCUCCUCACCAUCACCUCUCCCGGCUCCGGGGAGCCCCGCAGCUGGAGCGACCUCCCUCCCUCCACUCUCUCCCUCCACUCGUUGGCUCGGCCUCCCAUCCCUCCCACCAGUUGACCCACCCCAUCAGCUGCUCCAGGCUGCAAGAGUAGUUGAAGGCUUUCAAAAAAAAAUCAGCUACACCUGGCUUGAAUCUUAGUGACCUUGGGCUUAUCUGCCUUGGGCCUCUCUUGUCACGUAUCACUCAUCUGUGAGUUGAAGCCCUGACUCCUUUCCCAUUGAGCACUUUUGGAGAACAGAAGGAAGAGGCAUUUCUCUCUGAAGAUGAACUCAACAGACCCCCUUGAGGAUGCCUACAAUGCCACCUUGCUACGCGUGCCUCACUGGCAGGGAGGGAACAGCUCCUCUCUCCAGGAGGGGCUCGAGGAUCUCAUCCACACGGCCACCUUGGUGACCUGUACGUUUCUGCUCACCGUCAUCUUCUGCCUGGGCUCAUAUGGCAACUUCAUUGUCUUCUUGUCUUUCUUUGAUCCAGCCUUCAGGAAAUUCAGAACCAACUUUGAUUUCAUGAUCUUGAACCUGUCCUUCUGUGACCUCUUCAUCUGUGGAGUGACGGCCCCCAUGUUCACCUUUGUGUUGUUCAGCUCGGCCAGGAGUAUCCCAGAUGCAUUCUGCUUCACCUUCCAUCUCACCAGUUCAGGCUUCAUCAUCAUGUCCCUCAAGACGGUGGCGGUGAUUGCCCUGCACCGGCUCCGGAUGGUGCUCGGGAAGCAGCCUAAUCGCACAGCCUCUUUUUCCUGUACCUUGCUCCUCACUCUACUUCUCUGGGCCACCAGUUUCACCCUGGCUACUUUGGCUACCUUGAAAACUAGCAAGUCCCACCUCUGUCUUCCCAUGUCCAGCCUGAUGUCUGGAGAAGGGAAAGCCAUCCUCUCUCUCUAUGUGGUUGACUUCUCCUUUUGUGUCACUGUGGUCUCUGUCUCUUACAUCAUGAUCGCUCAGACCCUGCAUAGGAAUGCUCAAGUCAGAAAGUGCCCCCCUGUCAUCACAGUUGAUGCUUCCAGACCACAACCUUUCAUGGGGGCCCCCGUGAAGGGAGGCGGAGAUCCCAUCCAAUGUACCAUGCCAGCUCUAUAUAGGAACCAGAAUUACAACAAACUGCAGCAUGUUCAGACCCAUGGAUACACCAAGAAUCCCAACCAGCUGCCAACUCCUGCAGCCAGCCGACUCCAGCUGGUAUCCGCCAUCAACCUCUCCACUGCCAAGGAUUCCAAAGCUGUGGUCACCUGUGUGAUCAUUGUGCUGUCGGUCCUGGUGUGCUGUCUUCCACUGGGGAUUUCCUUGGUGCAGGUGGUUCUGUCCAACAAUGGGAGCUUCAUCCUUUACCAGUUUGAACUGUUUGGAUUUACCCUUAUAUUUUUCAAGUCAGGAUUAAACCCUUUUAUAUAUUCUCGGAACAGUGCCGGGCUGAGGAGGAAAGUGCUCUGGUGCCUCCAGUACAUCGGCCUGGGUUUUUUCUGCUGCAAACAAAAGACUCGACUUCGAGCCAUGGGAAAGGGGAACCUGGAAGUCAACAGAAACAAAUCCUCCCAUCAUGAAACAAACUCUGCCUACAUGUUGUCUCCAAAGCCACAGAAGAAAUUUGUGGACCAGGCUUGUGGCCCAAGUCAUUCAAAGGAAAGUGUAGUAAGUCCCAAGAUAUCUGCUGGACAUCAACACUGUGGUCAGAGUAGCUCGACCCCCAUCAACACUCGGAUUGAACCAUACUACAGCAUCUAUAACAGUAGCCCUUCCCAGGAGGAGAGCAGCCCAUGUAACUUGCAGCCAGGAAACUCUUUUGGAUUUGCCAACUCAUACAUUGCCAUGCACUAUCACACUACUAAUGAUUUGAUGCAGGAAUAUGACAGCACUUCAGCCAAGCAGAUUCCAGUCCCCUCUGUUUAAAGUCAUGGGGUCUAGAGACUCUUUUGUAAAUGGUUUUGCCUCAGAUGCUGAGUCUUUUUUAACUUUUUGGCAUCAGUGUCAGAUCAGAACUUAAAGACUGAGCUAAAGAGUUGGCAACUAAGACUUUCUUAUGCCUGAAAUAUUAGUAUCUGUUAGUUUGCUUUAUAGUUUCCUGAUACUUUAAUAUUUAAUGUAAAAGUUUAUUUAGAUUUCUACCUUGACCUGUGUCCCCAUCUUUUGUACUGAACCUUUAAAUAGACCAUGAAUCAUUAUGCUGCCAUGUUGAAGUAGAAAAUCAACUGAUUAUGAUUCUUUGAGUCAAUAUUAAGGAUUUUCAAAAGUAUAUGUUUGCUGAAUUUUUAGAAGAAUGUGAAGGUAUGAUCUUUGCUGAGGUUUUAUGACUACUUCUUAUUAAGUGAAUUAUGAAUUUUGAUUCUGUGGAGUGCUAAAACAGGAAAGAGUACACUUUUUUUUUUUUGCUGGCAGGUUGAUUUGAAUGAUAUAUUGUUAAAGCAGAAAAUCAAAGUAUAUUACCCAUAAUCUGUCCUUACUAAAAGUACUCACACAGGCAGUAGUACUUUUCUUACAUAAAUAUAAUAUUAUAGUUAUUGCCAUUUCUUAUUAUAUAUAUUAUUUUUGUGUCAAGUGAGUAGCUUCAUCAAUCAUUUUAAAAGAUAUGUCUUUGCUUGUUAAAGUGAAUUAUUAUGUUUCAGAGUAAUCUUAUAUGCAAGAAUCCUAUUAAAGAGAACUGCUUCUCUAAUGGAAGUACACUUUCCUGGGAGAUUAAGACUACUGCAGGCAUAGUUGAUAUUCUUGCAUGGGAAGCAGUGUGGUCUGUUCUCAUACAUUGGGCAAUCUAUUAUUGCCUAAUAAGGCUUGGAGAUGAGACUGGGAGUGUUUAAUUUGUGUUUCCUUCUGUGUGAGAAGAGUUUGGUAACCACCUGACCUAUUGAAGUAACAUACUUAGAAAUAAUUUCUUUAUUAUCUUUAUUUAUAGAUUGCUAUGGUAAAAAAAUCUCAAGAUUACUGUUUUCACACUAUUGGUUUUAUUUCUUUUCCAUUAAUCUUAAAUUAGAAACAGGCAAUGAGGAAAAUAGAUUAAAUAAUUCUGUACCUGAAACUAAUUUUAUUUUAUACUCUGUGGUACAUUAACAACUGCAAACUCAUGUUUUUAUGUAAAAAUAUUUUCAUUAUGCAAUUAGUGUUUGAACUCUACAACUUUGUAACUGUUAGACGCAGGAUGAGCAUCAAGAUACAAAAGUCUGCAUUUAUAAACUGUCAUGUUCAAUGAUUAUUAUUGCAGUUUGGAAUGCACUUUGUUCCUUUGGAUGAAAGGACUCUGUUUAUAGUGCCCUCUCUCUGACUCUUCCCAAAUACAGAGAUUGUGAUAGGCAUGGAGAAGGCAGAGUAGAACUAGAACUACUACUCAGCCUAACUAUUACCUUCCAGUAUUGGCCAAUUAUUUCUGUUUCAGAAAUGUAAGUGUGAGGUGUAGGUUUUAUUUUGUUUUUAAGUUCACCUUUUAGGACUGAUUUACCUUCCUUCCCCCCUCCUAAACUCUCUCCCUCCUCUCUUUUUUUUUUUUUCCUUUCUUUUGCUAUUAAAUUUUGUAACAGAAAAUAUCCACUAUCUCAUUUUUCAUGUAAUUAAAUGCUAUUUUUGGAAGUCACUGUUAACUGUUUCAAUUGUACUUUUAUAUUUUAAUACUCACUAUUUUCAUUUAUUAAUGCUCCUAUCACAUAGGUUAGUAUAUUACCUCUUUUUAACAAUGAAUUAAGAAAUCAAAUAUUCUCUUCCAAGAUCAUUUGAAUAAUUGUGGCAAAUUAGGAAUUAGACUCUUUUUCUUAACUCACAACCUGUUUAUUCUAGUAUGCCAAACAGCUUUAUAUUUAAUAACAUUGAUCAAGAAGAUACUUCAUACUUUUUAAGAUAUCUAUCUUUUUUUCUGGCCAGGCAUUUUAAAUGUGAUUUAAUAAAAGGUUAAAAGUAAUUUCUACUUGUAAAAUUUUAAAUGUCAGGUUUCCUAUAAGAUCUUUGGACUUGAGAUGAUUUGAUCAGUAUGGGGCCCAUCUCUUUGGGACUUAAAAAUUAUAGCCUACAACAAACUUAGCAUGUAGAUAUGAGGUAUUUACUCUCUUUAUGUGCAUAAGAAAUUAUUUAAUUAACUUGCAUGAAAUACAUAGUGGGCUAGAUUCUUAGCUCCCCUCUGUAUCUAUAUCUACAUCUACAGGUAGAUGUAGAUAUAGAUAUAUAGAUAUAAAACUUGUCUCUUCAAAAGUUAUGUAUGUCUAGCUAAUCCUAUAGCUAGACAUAUAUAACUUAUCUCUUCAUGAGUUAUAUUUAUAUAUAUCUAUGUAUGCCUAUAGUGUCACAUUAUAGGUAUAGAUAGACAUAUAUAACUUUUCAUAAGGGCUAAAAUGAGAACUAAAGCAAUGAGAAUUCAGUUGAACAUGAUUCAUUAGAAGGGUGUGUUAAUUAAGUUCUCUUGAUGCUUUACUGUGAUGCAAAAUAUGUGAUAUAUUUAAAACAUUUUAUAAUAAUUGUUCUUAUGUUAACUAUUAGGUCAGAUUUGUAUUUCUGAUGCUUUUAAUGUUCUUUUAAAAUAAUGUUUGGAAAAUAAAAUACUGAAAAUCCUAACAUUUCUGAACACCAGAUUGCACUAUAAUGACUUUUUAUCCAAUAAUUUUCAAACUGUCAGCAUGGAAAUGAUCAUUUUUGCACAAUGGGUAAUAGUUUGUUCAGAGAGAGAGAGAUGGAGAGAGAGAGAAUUCUUUUCCUUUAAGAGAUAAAAUAAUUUGACCACCAUUAGUAAAACAUGUGCACAGACUAAUGCGGAAUAGUUAACUUCAAAGGUUAUUUACUAGACUUAGUUUCUCACCCAAAGGGAAGAGUCCCAGUGGAAAAAUUUCAAUGACUUCUUUAAAAUGAGAUCAACUUGGGAAAAGAGAGAGAAUUUUGAAAUUUGUAGUUCCUCAGUCAGGAACUGAGAUUCAGAAACAUGAAGAUAAAUAGGAAAGGAUUUAAUAUAGAAUAUCAGAUGUCUACAAAUCAUUAGAUGAGCAGAGCUCUAUGAUAUGUCUCCAGAAAGAUUCUACAAUAGAAAAUACAAGCCUGCCCAGCCAGACACACUAUUAGUUUUGCUACAACAAAUAAGGGAAGGAGACUGGAAGCUUUCCUUAGACUUGUGACUUCAAGGACACAUUGUUGAAGUUUUCAUCCAGGAAUCAGGAACCUGCUGUUACUGCCACUAUGUACACAAAAAGUCCUCUUAAUUACUGCAAGUAAAGUAGCUGAGCACCAAAAGAGAAAAAUGCAGAAAAAUUUGGCAUCAUGCAUUGAGUUGGGGGGACCUAAUUUGCGUCUAUAACCUUCAGAAGAAUCUGAAUCGUGUAAUUACACUACAAGGGUUGGUUAUGUUUAAAAGGAUGUUCAGGAUGGAUGCUGAGUUUCAUUCUAUUCUGUCCACAAUGAUUCACGUUCUUGGUACUCAGUAUUGAUAUACUCGCCUCUAGUCAUGCUCCCAAACCACAGCAAUAAUGACACCACCACUCUGCUUCUUGAAAUAAUGAAGCCUUAUUUCCUCCAGAGAGAGGAUGCAAAGUGGAAUCAUUCUGCCUCUCUAGUUCAGACAUCCCAACUUGCUAUUCUGUAACAUAAGGACUAAAUUCUAAAGUUUACUGCCAACAUUUGUAUCAAGUAUUGGGGAAAAUGGUAGAAAGAAGAAAUUGGUUAAAAUGUUUGAUAGACACACACAUACAAGCUAUAGGAUAAACAAUAAAAAUUGGAGUUAAUACUGACCUUGAGGCCAGCGCCGCGGCUCACUAGGCUAAUCCUCUGCCUGUGGCGCCGGCACCCCGGGUUCUGGUCCCAGUUGAGGCGCCAGAUUCUGUCCCGGUUGCUCCUCUUCCAGUCCAGCUCUCUGCUGUGGCCCAGGAAGGCAGUGGAGGAUGGCCCAAGUCCCUGGGCCCUGUACCUGCAUGGGAGACCAGGAGGAGGCGCCUGGCUCCUGGCUUCGGGUCAGCGCAGUGCGCUGGCUGCAACGCGCCACUUGUGGGGUGAACCGACAGAAGGAAGACCUUUCUGUCGCUCUCUCUCACUAACUACCUGUGCAAAAAAAAAAAAAUAAAUAAAUAAAAA